AUAGCACUCUGGCAGAUAACAAAGAGAUAGCUAUAUGGUUAAUCCAAAAUACGUAACGAACAAAGCAUGUUCUAACAGGCGCUUUGUCCAAUAUCCUUUCCUAAUCAAGCUAUAGCUCAUCCAACAACUGAUCAAAGCAAUAUAAUCCUGCUUAGGGCCUCAAUGAGCCACCCCGAGUACUUAAGUCCCAAAUGUAAUCUUAGAUCGAGCAUGCAGUCAUUGUAAAAGACAGACACAUUGCGACACAGCGAAAGCAUCGCCAUAAUUACCAUGACCGAUUCAAAUCCCACCACCACUGAACCCUUGACCACUCCGCCCAAAAAUCCAUACCCUCCCCAGGCCAAAAAGACACAGAAACGGAGUCGAAGCGACACCGAGACUUCCCCUUCCAGAAAACGCCCCAACUCUAAAGACCGGCCUGCGCCUGGCCCUAAAAUACGUCCUGAAACACACACUCCGCACCCUAAACUCAACCUCGAAGAAUAUAGACAGCGGAGAGAUGAAAUCCUGAGUGCCAUUAUCUUCGAUCUGAAUCAUGUGGCAGCGACUCGAAAAGCCUGCAGCGAGGGGAACCCAGACAAGAUCACCACCUUGUCCUAUCACUCGCAGAAAUUCUACGCAGCCAUGGUCGUAGAUAAAGCUGCUGGUCGUAUCUCGGGCCGGAAGGAUAAGCAUAGCUCGUUGGAAAGAGAGCGAGAAGCGGACCGCCUGGCAAAGUUCACCAAGAAACUCGGCUGGAGAAUGCUUGCGAUCUGUGCAUAUGCGGAAUCUUUUCGAAGGUCUUGUCGAGAAGAGAAAGAUUACUUACUGUGGAAGUGCGUCUACACGAAGAUUCAGGAGUUCGCAUACAAUAUUGAGCUCCAGGCUUGUCUGCGCGCUUUGGAUUGGCGCGAACUGUUGCUUCCAUACUGGGAGGAGGGCCCUAUGCUCGGACUCAGAGCGAGACAUCUGGGGAGUAGGGAAGAGCUCGCCGAACUCGCAAAGAUCCGUCCACAUGAUAUCGUCAUAGAUCCUAUGCAAAGGACAAUUCGGAAACCGAAAUACGAAAAUCGUUCCCAGAAAGAUAUUGAUGCCAGUACCUUUGACCCCAGGGACUGGCCCGCAGGACAGAAAAAAGAUCCGACAUUGCGAGAGCACGAUGCCCAGACCAUUUGGUAUGGCUCAUGCGAUUUCUGUCAUUCCCCAAGAAAAUGUAGCUGCCGGCUGAAGAGGAGUCCCUCAGACUAUGUCCAACUGGUGGAAACCGAUACAAAAGGUGUCGGGGUGCGCGCGCUUGCGAAUUUCAAGAAAGGGGAUAUUCUGGGCGAAUUUAUGGGGAAAAUCAUGCCCACUUCUUAUCAGAAAGACAACGUCUAUGCGCUUGAAGUUCAGCCCAAGACUAGGCAUAGAAGAGAUGGAUCGAUUGCUUUGAUUUCUCCCAAGGAAUAUGGUAACUGGACUCGGUAUAUCAAUCAUUCGUGUAACGCCUCCACGGUAUUUGAUGCGAGGACGGUUGGAGACCGAGUGAUCAUGACGGUCGAGGCCAGGAGGGACAUUGCUAUCUUUGAGGAGAUCACGGUUGACUAUGGGAAAGGAUAUUGGACAGGGCGGACGUGUACAUGUGGAGAGAAGAAUUGUUAUGAGAAGGAGAAGGACCGGACAAAGGAAGAACAAAAGGAAGAGAAUGGGGGAGAGGAGGAGGAGAUACUGUAUAAAGACGAGGAAGAAGAGGGAAUUGAGGACGAAGAGGAGGGCGAAGACGAAGAAGAAGAGGAGGAGGAGGAGGAGGAAGAAGAAGAGGAAGAGGACGAGGAGGACGAGGAGGAAGAUAAGGAAGAAGAAGUGGAAGUGAAGAAGGGAGAAAAAAUCCCGGGUAAAAGAAGAUUUCAAUGAUGAUAGAAACAGUGAUGAUCUUAAGAAUAUUAUCUCGGUUAUCCUCGGCCCCCUCCAGUCGGCUUCAAUGCCAACCCUAAGCCAGUAUCCGCUGCUUCGUGAUCGGAAAAAGACUUCCAGUCAGCCCCCAGCGACAGCAUUUGCCUCCG
This is a messenger RNA of Aspergillus ibericus CBS 121593, 2021 nucleotides long. Its product is annotated as SET domain protein. Gene Ontology annotation, molecular function: protein binding. NCBI's taxonomy places the organism in Eukaryota, Fungi, Ascomycota, Eurotiomycetes, Eurotiales, Aspergillaceae. The transcript has a single exon. The record is from RefSeq and is a predicted model, not a curated record. The coding region runs from base 271 to 1872 and encodes 533 amino acids.